GAGAUAGAGAGAGAGGAGAGAGAGAGAGAGAAGGUGAAGCGACGCUGGCAACGGUAACUAUGAGAGGAGACAAGUUCACGAGCCGAGCCAGGCUGCUCUGACAGCCGUUUGCCGUUCUGGAGAGAGCGCGAGACGGGACGACGUAAAUAACCGUUGGACAUACGUUUUUUUUUUGUUUUUUUUUUUUCUCCUGGUUGGAUCCAACUGCUUCGCCUGGAGGAGGAGGAGGAGGAAGAGGAAGAGGAGACUGAGACAGGGCGACCGGACGAGUGGCUCCUCCAGCGGCGACGGUCCCGCUGCUAGCGAAACAUGAACAAAUACAACCGAGCGCCGAGCAGCCGUUCUCUGAGUGCCGUGGAGGUUAAGAGCAAGUUUGGUGCAGAGUUUCGUCGGUUCUCUCUGGAUCGGUCGAAGCCGGGCCGCUUCGAUGAGUUCUACGGCCUGUUACAGCACGUGCACCGCAUCCCCAACGUGGAGUUGCUGGUGGGCUACGCCGACGUGCACGGCGACCUUCUGCCCAUCAACAACGAUGACAACUACCACAAGGCCAUCUCCAUGGCCAGCCCUCUGCUCAGGCUGUUCCUGCAAAGGAAAGAAGAGGCUGAUUACUCGACGUUCGGUACAGAUUCGCUGACCAGGAAGAAGAACAACGUCCUUUCAGCGGUUCUCCUGCGGCCGGACGCCAACAGGAAAAAGCCGCCGGUGAUCAUCAGCCUCCCCAGAGACUUCCGUCCCGUGUCGUCCAUCAUCGACGUGGACAUCCUCCCGGAGACGCACCGGCGCGUGCGGCUCUACAAGCACGGCCAGGAGAAGCCGCUGGGUUUCUACAUCCGCGACGGCUCCAGCGUCCGCGUCACCCCGCAGGGGCUGGAGAAGGUGCCCGGGAUAUUCAUCUCCCGCAUGGUCCCCGGGGGCCUGGCGGAGAGCACGGGCCUGCUCGCCGUCAACGACGAGGUCCUGGAGGUGAACGGCAUCGAGGUGGCCGGGAAGUCCCUGGACCAGGUGACGGACAUGAUGAUCGCCAACAGCCACAACCUCAUCAUCACCGUGAAGCCCGCCAACCAGCGGAACAACGUCGUCCGCAGCGGAGGGGGCGCGGCGUCCGGUAGCUCGGGCCGCUCGUCGGACAGCGGCGCCAGCUACUACGGCGGCGGCGGCGGCGGCUACUCCUCGCAAGGCGGCGGCACCACCGGCGCUGCGGCCUCCGUGCCGACGCACAUCAUCCAGAACUUCCCCGUCGACGAGAUGGACAGCGACGAGGAAGACGACGAGGACCUGGUGAUCGAGGCGGGCGGCGAGGCCGAGCCCAUCAGGCGAGCCUCCUCCAACUACAGCAUGCCGUCGCUGCUUCGCUACGAGCCGCACCUCAACCUCCGCUCCGCCGCCGCGUCCGCCUCCGCCUCCGCCUCCGCCUCCGACGUCUCCAUCAACGCCAACGGGACCCUGCCCACCAGCGGCGGCAGCAGCAGCGGCUCUUUAGGCAACGCCGCCUCGACCACGCCCUCCCCGGACAGAGCGAUGGAGAGACGGAAUCUGGAGGAGGACGGCACGAUUAUAACGCUGUAGGGUCUGGAAACACUGGAAACACUGGAGGAGAGAGACGAACCACUCGAGAUACUUCCACAGAUGCUGUGUGUGGGUGGUGGGUGGUGGUGGUGGGGGCCUUUACGGACCAACAAAAAAAUCAAACACGGGAACAUCACACUUGUGUCAAAACGGUGAUCGUACCUGUGAAGCACAUAUGAAACAUGACACUAAUGCCUACGCGUUUGUACAUCCUGACAUUUACACACUUUCUUCACCUACAUGCCAAUGACCACGCGUGUGUGCCAUAGAGGUGGUGACCCCCCCUAACCCCAACCCCCCAACCCCCCGUCUCGGCUCUACAGGCACAAAUCUGUCCAAAUCAAAGUGUCAUUCAAGGUCCUGCUGCCCUCAGUAAAAAUGUCUGAACCACUUGAAGCGCUUCUUCUUAACCUCCUGACGGUUGUUUGUGCUGGAGGGCAGAAGAUUAACCCCCCCUCCCCCUCCAUCCUCCCUCUCUCCAUUUCAACUCAAACUCACUGAAGCAGAAUUUGAGCUCGAGCUUUCAAUCGACAAUCGACAAGACUUUGCACGAAAGGCAGCAGCACCGCGGCCGUCAACCCUGAGCGCUGAGAUCUGCAAUAAUACUGUAGUUUUUAUUCAAAAAGAGAUAAAAAAAACAAGUCUGGGCUCUUUGUUCGGCCUCAGGCGCUUUUAUUAGCCGCUCUUAUUAGGUAUUUCUCCUCCGUUUACCUACUGUGGUAACGACUGACUGCUAAUGAAAAGCUUUUGAUCAUUCUUUGGGACAACUUCCUCUACAAUUAAGCCUGUGUUUUAUAUUAUUUCACCUUUCUUUUUGUUUCCUUUUCCUCAUCUUUGUCAUUGUUCUUCUUAUUGCUAAUAAUACCGGGGGAACGAGACGCGUUAUCGUUUCAUUUCCCCUUCACGUUUUGCUCAUAUUGCACUCAUCUCCUUUCCACGACUAAGGGCUAUUUCCCCAGCUGCAGGUGUACAAAUGACAAAAUGUGAAUGUGAUAUUAAUUCUGUUUGUUUUCGUCCCCCUGGACCAAUAUGGCGUAAAAAGCUUAAAGGUUUUCGUGCUCUUUGGGAUUUUCUAUAUUUCUGCGUAAAAAAAUGAAUUAAAACAUCACUGGAUUUUCACACAUCUCAUUAGUCCCUCACAGAUCUAUAAUAUUUACUCACUUUCUGGUAUAAACAAAUGCACAAGUGUAAUAUUUUCUCAUUGUCUACCAUCAGGACUUGUGUGAGAAUCCGCCGAUGCUUUGAUUUACGUUCACGCAGAGCGGAAAAAACUUGUGUCUCAUCUCUGUGCUGCUCAGUUCAUUCAUCUCUGUGUUUUCUCAUAUGAAAACUAUUCCCUCCAGUAUUUCUGCAAUAUUUUGUCGUUCACGUGUAACGCUAUUCGCAAACAACACGUCAGAAAUGAGUCGACUUGUACAGUCACUAGAGGGAAACUGCCCCGGUUUCAAAGUGACGUACGGAUCCGACUGAGUCACACUGAAAACAUCACGCUGGACACAAGCUGAUUCACACUCUUUAUUUGGGGAAGGUGAGGCAGGUCUGCCCAGUGUGCACAGUGAGCUGUACUUUAAUUGCUUUCAUUGUGUGUGACGAACUUUGCUCGCAGCACGGACCCGACAGACUAAGAAUCAUUUUAAAAACCUUUAAAACCUCUUUUUUUUCACAUUUUAAAACCUGUUUGAGGCAAGUUUGUAACGAGACGGCUUAAAAAAUCAAGUUGUUUUACAGAGUUUAGGAUAUUUUAAGAUAAAAAACUCAAGAAAUAUGUGUUUCAGGUCACAAGAUGAAGUCACAGUUUUUGUUUGUGAUCAUGAGCCGCUUCAGGCUGAUUUGUAAUGAGGCCAUUAAAAACUCUUCAUAAGAUGAAUCCUGAUAGUUUCAGGAUAAAAAACUAUACAAACUGUUUGUUUCAGGCCACGAAAAAAGUAAUUAUCACAGCUCAUGUUACAGAUCAUGAAGCCAUUAGAGGCGAAUUUUUAAGGAGGGCUUUAAAAAUCCAAGAGAAAUAUGUGUUUCUGUUUUUUUUUAAAGUGAUUCUUAGAGGUUUUGUUCCUGAUGCUGUAGAUCAGUAACACUUAUUGGAAACAUCCAGUACAAUUAAAUUCUGCCGCUUAGUUCUUCCCCAGAGUGAGAGCGGACAUCGAUUAUUUCAGCAUUUACUCUCCUGUUAGGAUUUCACACUAAUCACCAUCACACACACUAAUGUUCAUCAUUCAAAGCUCCGUCUUUAUUCUUUGGUAUUUAACGUCUGUUUAAUAAUCAAGCUUUUCUGUUUAAGGUACUUUAAGGUACAGAAAAAACACAGCGAUGACUCUGAAUGGAAGACUUUUAAAAACCUUUUUUUUUUUUUUAUUUAUUGUCUUUACCACAGGACUCCGGGAUUGUAACCAUGGAAACGUUUUUUUUUUUUUUUUUUUAAUAUAUAUUUAUUCUCUCUAAUCAUGUAUCUGCAAAUUUCCUUUCUUUUUACACAUUUUAAGACUUUAUUUUUUAUAACUAUGAUGUUUUUUGUUAUUGCUUCGGUCAUAAAUCUCAUGGUACAGUCCAUUUUUUCAUUAUUAUAAUUGUCUGUGCAAGACGUGACACUAUUGCUUUUUUUUUUCAUACUGUGAAUUAUUGUUUUGAGGGAAAAGAAACGAAUUUAGCACUUCAAAACAGGCUAAAUGUUUUUUUUUUUUGUUUGUUUUUUAAUGAUUGAGCAAUGAUUCUUGUUUGCCAGAUAAAUCCCGUGGUAUAGAUUUGUAAUGAAGAUUGUCAGUAUUUUCAUAUCGAUGCUAUAUAAAUAUAUAUCUAUAUAUAUAUAUAUAAUGUACAAUUUUAUCACAUUAAUUGAAAAUGUUUUAAGAUUCAACUGGAGAUGUACGAAUAAAUAGAUGUACACCUGUAACUGCUGAUUGGAGGAGCUGGAUAAAAUAAACUAAUAUGUAGCAAUA
This is a messenger RNA of Mugil cephalus (flathead mullet), 4499 nucleotides long. RefSeq names its product par-6 partitioning defective 6 homolog beta (C. elegans) (gene pard6b). The transcript has 3 exons. Lineage: Eukaryota; Metazoa; Chordata; Actinopteri; Mugiliformes; Mugilidae. The coding region runs from base 310 to 1566 and encodes 418 amino acids. Gene Ontology annotation, cellular component: apical plasma membrane; cell cortex; nucleus. The record is from RefSeq and is a predicted model, not a curated record. Gene Ontology annotation, molecular function: protein kinase C binding. Gene Ontology annotation, biological process: centrosome cycle; regulation of cellular localization; establishment or maintenance of cell polarity.